UUCCUUCCGCCCUGCACGCGCUGUCGCCUGGAAGCGCGAGCCCGGUACGUUUGGCGGAAACUUUUAUACGUUUCGGACGCGUUCAAAGUGUUAAAUUCCGCGCGAAGGGGGCCGCAGAAACGAGGAGCCGACGAUGGGCGUGACCAAGCAGUACCUGCGCUACGUUCCCAGCGCCGUAUUCGGCGUCAUCGGCGGCCCCAAGGCCAACGUGGCCUACGUGACCCUGCGCGGCGGCGAGAGGGGGCGUCACGUGGCGGUGGCCGCCUGCGAACACGUCUUCGUGUGGGACGUCCGCAAAGCGGAGAAGGUGCUCGUCCUCCGGGGGAGCAAACAUGAAGUGACGUACCUGAGCCCCUCCCCCGACGGCGCUCGCCUGGCCGUGGGCUACGAGGACGGCGCCGUGCGCAUCUUCAGCCUGCUGAGCGGCGAGAGCAGCGUCUCCUUCAGCGGACACAAGUCCGCUGUCACGGUCAUCGGCUACGACGGGCUCGGCGCCCGACUCGUCACCGGCUCGCGGGACACGGACGUGAUCGUGUGGGACUUGAUCAACGAGUGCGGCCUGUACCGUCUGAAGGGACACAAGGACGCCGUCACACAGGCGCUGUUCCUGAAGGACAAGAACCUGCUGGUGACCAGUUCAAAGGAUUCAUUUGUCAAGUGGUGGGACCUGGACACACAGCAUUGCUUCAAGACCAUGGUGGGACAUCGUAGCGAGGUGUGGGGGAUGGUCCUGCUGAACGAGGAGGGCAGGCUGCUCACGGGUACUGCUGACAGUGAGCUCCGCGCCUGGGACCUCAGCUACCUGGAGCAGGGGAAGGACCUCGGGGAGCCCAGUAAGAAGAAGGUGAAAGGCCUGCUGGAGGAGGACAUGGAGGAUGGAGAAGACGGAGUGGACGAGAGCCCCGAAGAGAGGAUCCUGCGGUGCGACAAAGCUGGGUCCAUCUUGAGGGAAUCCAAGGACAGGGUGGUUUCCCUGAUGACCGACGCCAAAGCCAAAGUGCUGCUGUGCCAUGGCACGGACCCCACGCUGGAGGUUUUCGCCGUGCUGCCCGCCGAUGAGGUGCAGAGGAGGAUGGAGAAGAAGCUGAAAAGGGCCAAGAAGAAGGCCAAGUCCCAGGGCGGCGCGCAGGGGGUCCCGGAGCCAGUCGUGGAGAGGAAGCUGGACGAUGAGAUCGUGAGGCUGGUCAGCAUCAGGGCUUCUGCCAAGAUCCGGUCGGUGGACUGUGUGCUGACCCCCAGCGGGGAGAUGAAGGCGGUCCUGCUCCUCCAGAACAACACGCUGGAGACGUACUCGCUGAAGACGGACAAGAAGGAUGCCGAGGCCACCAAGACGGGCCGCCUUACGCUGAGCGGUCACCGAACGGUCGUGCGUACCAUAGCGUUCAGCUCCGACAACAUCGCCGUGCUCUCCGCCUCCGCGGACACGGUCAAGGUGUGGAACAGGUCCACGCUGCAGGUGAUCCGCACCAUGGCGUGUGAGUACGCGCUCUGCUCCCUCUUCGUUCCCGGAGACCGACAGAUCAUCACAGGAACCAAGAGUGGGAACAUGCAGAUUUUUGACUUGGCCUCCGGGAGUCUGCUGGAGACAACACCUGCCCACAAGGGAGCGCUGUGGUCCAUCGCCCUCAGUCCGGAUCAGAGGGGCGUGAUCACCGGCAGUGCCGACAAGACCGUGAAGUUCUGGGAGUUCGAGCUCAUUAAGGACCAGGAGUCGGGCGACAAAAAGAGGCUGACGGUGAAGCACACACGCACGCUGCAGCUGGACGAGGACGUUCUGUGUGUGCGCUACACCCCUGAUCAGAGGCUCCUUGCUGUCUCCUUGCUGGACUGCACCGUCAAGGUGUUCUACACUGACACGCUCAAGUUCUUCCUCUCCCUGUAUGGACACAAGCUGCCUGUCCUCUGCAUGGACAUCUCGCAUGACAGCACUCUCAUCGCCACUGGCUCUGCGGACCGAAACGUCAAGAUCUGGGGUUUGGACUUUGGCGACUGUCACCGCUCGAUGUUUGCGCACGACGACAGCGUCAUGUUCCUGCAGUUUGUACCCAAAACCCACUUGUUCUUCACGGCCGGGAAGGACAGGAAGAUCAAGCAGUGGGACGCGGACAAGUUUGAGCAUAUCCAGACGCUUGAGGGUCACCACCGAGAGGUAUGGUGUUUGGCCAUCAGCCCCAGUGGGGACCACGUGGUCUCCUCGUCACACGACAAGUCACUGCGGCUGUGGGAGAGGACCAGAGAGCCCAUCAUCCUGGAGGAGGAGAAGGAGAUGGAGAGAGAGGCGGAGUUUGAAGAAAACUUGGCCAAAGGGGAGGAGCCGGUGGUGCCAGGAGAGACCAAAGGAGAGGCGGCCCCUGCAGGGAAGACGAGCAUCGAGACGAUCAAAGCUGCGGAGCGCAUCAUGGAGGCGCUGGAGCUCUACAGGGACGAGAGCAAGAACAUGCAGGAGCAUGAGGAAGCCUGCAGGGCAGCAGGGAAACAGUUACCGCCACCCAAGAUGAACCCCAUCCUGGUGGCUUAUGGGAACAUUUCGCCGUCACGCUACGUGCUGGAGGUGAUCAGAAAGGUGAAAUCCAGUGAGCUGGAGCUGUCUCUGCUGGUGCUGCCCUUCCCGUACGUCCCAGACCUGCUGUCACUCUUCAACACCUUCGUUCAGGAUGGCCUGGAGGUGGAGCUGGUGUGCCGGUGCCUCUUCUUCCUGCUCAGGGUCCACUUCGGCCAGAUCUCCAGCAAUCAGAUGUUGUUGACAGUGAUCGACAGCCUGAGGAGCAACACCAUCUCUAAAGUGCGGGAGAUGAAGGAUAUUCUAGGGUUCAACAGCGCAGGCCUGCAGUACUUGCAGCGAGAGCUCGAGGCCAAAGAGGACGUGAUGUUCUUCACGGACGCCACAAGUCGCUUCGAGGAGAAGAAGAGGAAGAGGAAGAAGAGGGAGCGAGCCAUCCUCACCAUUGCCUGAAGAUGCACCAGGGAUCUGGAUCUUGCAUGACUUUCCCCAUAUCUGGCCAAGCUGGAACAUCUAGUCCACCAUACUGAGGGUGCGAGAGGCAUCGGGUCAAUCAGGUGACUGUGACGAUGUGGGUCUUGUGAGGUAUUCUGUUGGGCUUCUGGCUCAAGAUACAGAAGCUCCACUUUGUGUGGAACAACCCGUGUAUUUCCUGAAUGCUGUGGAAGGCUCUGGAAAGUUGUACUUUCACCCUAGACGAACUUUCCAGAACCUUCCACAAUGCAGUGGUGUCAGGCUGGGGUGGGUGUGUCGCUCACAGAACACCCGACAAGCUGUGCGCUGGGCUGACAACUUGGUAAUUUCCUUCAAGGGACUGUGACACAGUGUGAUGGAACUUUCACACAUGGUCAAGUGUGUUUUGUAAAGUAAACUUUUUCAUCAAGAU
Molecule: messenger RNA, 3386 nt
Organism: Scleropages formosus (Asian bonytongue)
Lineage: Eukaryota; Metazoa; Chordata; Actinopteri; Osteoglossiformes; Osteoglossidae
Gene: wdr3
Product: WD repeat domain 3
Exons: 27
Coding region: 134-2953 (939 amino acids)
Biological process (GO): maturation of SSU-rRNA
Cellular component (GO): small-subunit processome; Pwp2p-containing subcomplex of 90S preribosome
Molecular function (GO): protein binding; snoRNA binding
Source: RefSeq, a predicted model, not a curated record